This is a messenger RNA of Otolemur garnettii (small-eared galago), 1252 nucleotides long. RefSeq names its product chromosome unknown C17orf58 homolog (gene CUNH17orf58). The record is from RefSeq and is a predicted model, not a curated record. NCBI's taxonomy places the organism in Eukaryota, Metazoa, Chordata, Mammalia, Primates, Galagidae. The transcript has 3 exons. The coding region runs from base 178 to 471 and encodes 97 amino acids.
AGGGACGCGGAGGCCGGCGCCGAGCCGUGCGCGCGCGCCUGCAGGACCAACCUGGACGAGCGCGAGUCGUACUGCGCGAGCGAAUUCGCAGUGAACGGAAUCGUGCACGAUGUGGAUGUGCUCGGCGCAGGAAUCCGGCUGGUGACUCUGCUGGUGGACCGGGACGGGCUGUACAAGAUGAACCGUCUGUACAUCACGCCGGACGGGUUUUUCUUCCGCGUCCACAUGUUAGCCCUAGACUCCUCGAGUUGCAAUAAGCCAUGUCCAGAACUUAAACCUGGCAGCAGGUACAUCGUCAUGGGCCACAUCUACCAUAAGAGACGGCAGCUCCCUGCAGCUCUGCUCCAGGUCCUGAGAGGGCGCCUCCGUCCAGGGGAUGGACUGCUCAGGAGCAGCAGCAGCUACGUGAAAAGGUUUAACCGAAAAAGGGAAGGGCAAGUUCAAGGUGCGGUUCAUACCCAAUGCAUCUGAAACGCCCCACCUGGCAUUUCUGGAUCACAAAAGAGACUUGGAAUUCAGCAAGGGGGAUGUGAAAGGUCUAUCUUCAUCUAAGAGGGUCUUCCUUUAGAAGAGGGCCCAUAGCUCCUUCGUGGGUGAGCUGCAUAGUUCCAACUCUAAUCUUGGAGGUGUCACUAUCUUAUUUACAAAAUGCUUCUUAAUGGUAUUCUGAGCUCAGUGGCAAGGUUAUGCAACUGUAGUGCCAGUGAUUCCUACAGCUCAGACAAUUGACCUGUCCGGUUAACAGAUCACUGCUUCAUGUUAAGGUUUUAAAUUAUUUUAAUUUAAUACAUUCCGUAGUAGAAAUAGUUCACAAAAAACCAUUUUCUUAAAUUUAAAUAUACAACUCUGAAUAGUUUAUAUAAUGUAUCAAACCAAAUUUUAUACUCAAACCAUCACAUUUUAAAUUCUGUACAGAACAGUAAGUGCGCUAGUCAAAAGCCAUUCACGUAAGAAAUGUCAUUUAGAUCCAACACUAGGGUCAGAGCCCAGGACAAGUGUUAACAUUUUACAUUUAAAGAAUACUUAAGACCUUAAUUCAAGCAAAAGAGUUCCUGAUGUACCAAAAUGUAUGAUAAAGCAAUGAUUAUUCUCAUGCCUCCCUGCUCCGUUAGUAACUUCUGUUUUGUGCCGAACUGGCAAUUAUCCCAGUGCUCUACGGAUUCUGGAUGUAUCUGAUGUCAUUUUUCUAUUGAGACCAAGUAUCCUGUGUCAUGUUUGUGUUUGUAAAGCAGUAAAUCUUGCCUUGAAAUCA